AUGUACGAAUAUCAGUCGAAGCAGGACCCCCCGCGACCCGUUGAUUUUCCCUAUCAAGUCGGCCGCUCCUUUUCCAUUCGACGGCAUCGCGCGCCACCGCCGUUUGGACAGAGGUACCGCAUUUCCCCCGGCCUGCGAAAGCACACCCAUUUUGGCAGGGAUCCAGCACUGUCCAAGCUCUCGAACCUCGAGCGGUGCCUCCGCCACCCACCCCAAGAGCGGCCGCCUGACGAGGACGAGGACGGCGAAGAAGACGACGGCAAAGACGGCAACGAACCUGACUACGACAAGGUCUACACACUCCAAAUCACCGAGGAGAUCGUCGCGCGCGUGGGCCACGGGGCCCAGAUUCUGCGGUGUCGCGUCGACGGCGAGGGCGACAACAAGGACAAUUACGUGGCCAAGAUCUACGAUGGCGCGUACUUCAACGAAGACGAUGGCUGGUUUGGCGACGUGUCGUUUGACGCCGACCACGAGUACAGCGUCGAGGUGGCUGCGUACGAACAUCUGAACGGCGAGGGGGCCGAUGGCCGAUACACGCCGUGCUACUACGGGUCGUACACAUUCGAGCUGCCCGUACCAAAGGACGAGUCUGGGCACGCGGACCGCCCGCCGACGCGGCCUGUCCGUCUCAUCAUCAUCGAGUACAUUGCCGGCACCAGCAUGUUUGCCCUCCUGAAACGCGGCGUGGUCGACACGAUCCCCGUCCCGCGCCGCCUCGAGCUGAUGGCCGAUGCCAUGGAGAGCCGAUGCCAGCUUGACUUUUUGGGACUGGCCCAUAACGACUUUGAGCCGCGCAAUGUGUUGGUUUUGGAUGCGGCUCUGCGCGAAGACGACGAGGCCGGGCAGUGCGUGGUCAUCGUCGACCUUGGCCGGUCGUACAUUGUUGACUCGUAUUGGCUGUCGCCGAAAUACGUGCGGCCACGACAGCCCAAGCCGAUAAGCCCAAUGUACGUUUUCUGGGGCUCCCCUCUCAAUUCAUUCGCGGCAUGGAUCCCGCACGUCUACCACCGGCGCUGGCCGGCGUUCAACGGCUGGUUGAAACACCGCUGGGGCAGUACGGCCGACGACGAGGACAAGUAUUAUGUGCCCCGCGGCGCGGUCCACCGUGAAACUCGAAGAUACGACGACGAAACGGAGUACAUUCCUCCCGAAUCGAUUCCGCUCGUCGAGGACCCGAUUCCCGGCAAGAUUGUGCGCUCGCUGGAUCCCGACUAUGAAAAAAAGGUGAGGGAAUCGUGGAACUGA
Molecule: messenger RNA, 1248 nt
Organism: Sporothrix schenckii 1099-18
Lineage: Eukaryota; Fungi; Ascomycota; Sordariomycetes; Ophiostomatales; Ophiostomataceae
Exons: 1
Coding region: 1-1248 (415 amino acids)
Biological process (GO): protein phosphorylation
Molecular function (GO): ATP binding; protein kinase activity
Source: RefSeq, a predicted model, not a curated record